GUCACAGUCAUUUUACAAAGCACAAAGGACAGAAAGUUGGGGGAAAUAACCUGUGUUCUGCACGGAUAGUGCCAUCCAUAUUAUCAUGUGAUACCCCAAUUUAAGAUAAUCGCCUCCGUAUAAACCCCGCCUGCCUCUUACAUUUGAGAUAUGUGGCCCCUGGAUCAGUCACUACACAAGGAGAGGAAACCUGAGGCAGCUGAAGCGGAGAUCUUAGUGCUUCCCCUUGAAGAACCGGCCUGAUGGAAGACGCCUUUAAUCGCCCACCUUUAAGGCUGGUGGGGGGCAUGCCAAUUAUUGGGCCCUUUGCAGCUAACUGGGAGAAUGUGGAGCAGUUCCAGUUCAGAGAUGAUGAUCUGUUGAUUGCUACUUAUCCGAAAUCAGGGACUACUUGGGUGAGUAAGAUAGUGGAUCUAAUUCUAAACAAGGCAAAUUUGGAAGAAAGCCAAAAAUGCGCCAUUUUUGAGCGGGUGCCCUUUCUGGAGUGCUCAGGCCCAGGCGUGCCCUCAGCAACAGAUGUUCUCAACAAACAAAACUUACCGAGGGUGAUCAAAACCCAUCUCACAGUGGAUGUCAUUCCGAAGAGCUUCUGGGACAAGAACUUCAAGAUCAUCUACGUGGCCAGGAACGCAAAAGAUGUAGCCGUGUCCUACUAUCACUUUUAUAGGAUGGCGUAUGGGCACCCAGAGCCCGGAACAUGGGAUGAGUUUCUGAACAGCUACAUGGAGGGGGAUGUUGCGUUCGGGCGCUGGAGCGCACAUGUGAAAGGCUGGUGGAAGAUAAGGCAGCAAAAGAAGAUCUUGUACCUGUUUUACGAGGAGAUGCUUGAUGAUCCAAAGCGUGAGGUGGAGAAAGUAUUGAAGUUCUUGGGGAAGGAAAUAUCAGAGGAAGUUAUGGAGAAGAUUCUCGAGCACACGUCAUUUAAUGCCAUGAAGGACAACCCAAUGGCCAACUACAGCACCUUCCCAUUCAUGGAUCAUUCCAUCUCCCCAUUUAUGAGGAAAGGAAUCUCUGGAGACUGGAAGAAUCACUUCACGGUUUCCCAGAAUGAGAAGUUUGAUGAAUACUAUCGCGCAGAGAUGGCCGAUACCGACCUGACCUUCUCCAUGUAGGAACCAGAAUAGUUCCGAACCUCAGCUGGAGACUUGUUUAUCUGGAUGGACGGAAGCAUUCAUUCUCUGUUAUGUCAUUAUAUUGCAGAUGUUCAACAUCUUUAUCCAACUAUUUUUUUUUUUAUUAUAAUAAAGUUUUUUUUUUCUUUUUCCUUUCGCUGGCUUUCAAGAUGGCCGCCGGUCACCUUUGGUAAGACAUCAGCUUGUCACCUGAACCCCGGCACUUAAAAGGAAAACUGUCCGAUUUC
Molecule: messenger RNA, 1360 nt
Organism: Hyla sarda
Lineage: Eukaryota; Metazoa; Chordata; Amphibia; Anura; Hylidae
Product: sulfotransferase 1 family member D1-like
Exons: 9
Coding region: 243-1112 (289 amino acids)
Biological process (GO): sulfation
Cellular component (GO): cytoplasm
Molecular function (GO): sulfotransferase activity
Source: RefSeq, a predicted model, not a curated record